Molecule: messenger RNA, 500 nt
Organism: Moneuplotes crassus
Lineage: Eukaryota; Ciliophora; Spirotrichea; Euplotida; Euplotidae
Source: the annotation of a GenBank genome assembly
CUUAUCAUACUCUGUGAUCUUUAACUUGACAACUUCUUGCUGAGGUCAUGCUUCUACUAUUAAAUAUCAAGAAUGACCAGAAAUCCUCGUUAACCAAUGAAUAAGCAUCUCAAUGGCAACUUAAUUAUGGAUAUCAGUUCACUGACCGAAGGUGCAGCAGCCCAAGUGCAAAGAACCUGUUUUCCACUUACAAAGUAAGAACAAGUUUAUUUAAAAUCAGGAGAUUGAUCAAAAACGUAAGAGGUUUGAUUCUCGAGGAAGUAUAAACAAGUUAAAGUUGAUGAAACUUUCCGCAAAGCCCAAAUCUAGCCUCUACCACCAGCAAAAUCCUCCUCAGAAUUAUGGCAAACUCAUUACAAGUAGUGUAUUUUCAAAGAAGGACACUCCAGGGAGUUGUCAGAUGCAGACUUUUAGCAGUUCAUUCAUGCUAAACCAGAUUAUGCCUCUUCAAUCGGGUGAAACCUAAAAGACUUGAGGCCUGAUCAGGAUUAAACUUAUUG